AUGAACGAGGUCAAUGAUAGAGCGGUGCUUCCCUGCUUCCCUGCUGCUGGCUGUGGCGUCACGCAGCUGCGUCCUAUAAAAGCAGCAGAGGAUCGCUGCCACGGUAUCAGAAGCUCGUCUCAAACUGUCCGAGAAUCUGCAGACUACAACAAGAUGAAGGCCUACCUGCUGGUUAUCCUGCUUAUCGGCGCUGCAGCUUGCAUGGCUAGUGCGGCGACCACCGGCUGCUCGUGCCCACAGUGCAUCAUCUUCGACCCCAUCUGCGCCAGCAGCUACAAGAACGGCCGUCGCGGCUUCAGCAGCGGCUGCCACAUGCGCUGCUACAACCGAUGCUAUGGCACGGAUUACUACCAGAUCAGUAAGGGGAGCAAGUGCAUUUGAAGCGACUCUAUAGAGUGCUGUGGAGAGUCAACCAAAGAACACUAUUUAUUAUUUUGAAAUAUUUUUAAAUGUUAAUAAACAGUUUAUUUUAAAAAAUU
Schistocerca americana (American grasshopper) is the source of this 479-nucleotide messenger RNA. RefSeq lists its product as uncharacterized. The record is from RefSeq and is a predicted model, not a curated record. NCBI's taxonomy places the organism in Eukaryota, Metazoa, Arthropoda, Insecta, Orthoptera, Acrididae. The coding region runs from base 1 to 381 and encodes 126 amino acids. The transcript has 3 exons.